Messenger RNA from Ailuropoda melanoleuca (giant panda), 575 nucleotides. Its product is annotated as 40S ribosomal protein S24-like. Lineage: Eukaryota; Metazoa; Chordata; Mammalia; Carnivora; Ursidae. Gene Ontology annotation, cellular component: ribosome. Gene Ontology annotation, molecular function: structural constituent of ribosome. Gene Ontology annotation, biological process: translation. The record is from RefSeq and is a predicted model, not a curated record. The coding region runs from base 34 to 426 and encodes 130 amino acids. The transcript has a single exon.
UCCUCACUGGCUGCUUGAAGCUUGGCCGCCAUCAUGAACGACACAGUAACUCCCAGGACCAGGAAGUUCAUGAUCGACCUACUACAUCAGCAGAAACAAAUGGUCAUUGAUGUUCUUCACCCCAGAAAGGCAACAGUAGCUAAGACAGAAAUUCGGCAAACACUAGCCAAAAUGUACACAACCACACCAGAUGUCAACUUUCUAUUUGAAUUUAGAACCCAUUUUGGUGGUGGCAAGACAACUAGCUUUGGUAUAAUUUAUGAUUCCUUGGAUUAUGCAAAGACAAAUGAACCCAAACAGACUUGCAAGACAUGGCCUAUAGGAGAAGAAAAAACCUCAAGGAAACAGCAAAAGAAACACAAGAACAAAAUGAAAAAAGUCGGGGGGACAGCAAAAGCAAAUGUUGGUGCUGGCAAAAAGGAGUAGAUUCUGCAGUGACUCUGUCUGUGGUGACUGCAGAUUUUUCAUAGAGGAUUAAUAAAGAACUUAAAAACAAAACAAAAAACCCCCACAAAAGGUAAUAUGAAAAACAAAACCUGAGGUGUUAUUUCAGAAGUUAAAUUGCUCAUGUUAAA